This is a messenger RNA of Penicillium cinerascens, 5817 nucleotides long. Its product is annotated as MYB DNA-binding domain protein. Gene Ontology annotation, biological process: regulation of transcription by RNA polymerase II. NCBI's taxonomy places the organism in Eukaryota, Fungi, Ascomycota, Eurotiomycetes, Eurotiales, Aspergillaceae. The coding region runs from base 1 to 5817 and encodes 1938 amino acids. The record is from RefSeq and is a predicted model, not a curated record. The transcript has a single exon. Gene Ontology annotation, cellular component: Set3 complex.
AUGUCGUCUCGAUUUCCCCCUUCGUCCGGGUUUAACUCCCGCGACCGCUCCCCGCCGCGCUUCGGGGACCGCCGUGCCCCUGUCGGUCCCCGUGGCCCCGACGACGGGAGUCCUUCUUUUGACAGGGAGCCUCCGCGUGGCCCCCGUGCUCUUGUUGACUCUCCUCGAGGUGGCUUCGGUCGAGGACGCGGCUAUGGUCGUGGUGAUUUUAGAGAUCGAGACCGCGACCGAGACAUGCGAGACCGUGACCGCGACCGCGAUUUUCGAGACAAUCGCGAUGCACCCCCAUUCCGCCGCGAUAUGGACCGGGACUGGAGUCGCCGCGACCGUAACUUCGACCCUCGAGAUGCGCCCCGAAUGGGCUUCGGCCGCGGCCGUUCACGCUCCCCCACACGCGAUUUCCGCGACCUAAGAGACCCUCCCGGACGAGACUUCGAUCUGAUUCGCAUGCGACGCAAUUCUCGUGAUAGUCUGUUAUCGGCAUCAUCAGGCGGUCCUGAAGGCCCGCCCUCCAGUGGUGGCCAUCCGCGCGGUGGCUCCAUGCGAGGACGUGCACGCGGGGACUGGGAAGGAGGGCGAGGCCGGGGUCGUCCACCUUACAUGGAUGACCGGGAGCCCCCGUUUCGACGACGGAGUCGUUCUCGCGAUACAUGGCGAGAUCGCGGUCGAGAUCGGAUGCCUGAUCGCGACAGAGACCGCGAGAUAGACCGCGAUCGUCUGCUCGAACGAGAACGAGACCGGGAUAUCCGCGAGAGAGAUCGGGAUCGUGACCAAGAACGACGAGAACGAUUUGAUCGUCGGGAUGACUGGGAUCCUCGGCGCCCCGAUCGUGAAGACCGAGACCGGCCUGUAGAGCCCUGGAAGCGGGAACGUCCCCCAAGCCGGGCCUCUAGUCGUGGUCCGAUCAGCUCAACCGCCUCCUCAAACCCCAAUGCUAUGCCCCCCACAGCAGGGCCUCCUAUUCAGGGCCGCUUGCCAGACCAGCCCCCCUUGGACCAGUUCCGAAAAGCAUCGAUCGUCUCUGGUACAGUCGGGAUGGAAACUCGACGGGAUAGCGAACGCUCGGAUCCUGCCCUUCUUCGCCCUGAACCAUCCAAGGAUCUGGGACCCCUUGCUCAACACUCACCUCCUCCAUCAGCUCCUCAGGUUCCUGCUUUUGGCUCAGUGGCUGCUCCGAUAACAGCUGUGCCGUCAAGCAAAGAUCCCUCUGAAGGGCGCCCGACCACUGACUCCUCCGCGCAAAUCGAGAAAGAUCGAACAUAUGGACCACGUCGCCUAUCGGUGCAGCCUCCGACGGGCCCGAAAGCUGGACGAGUCGAAAGGUCUCCAGACCCUCCUUUCUACUCCUCGGAUAGCGGCCAUCAGCAAGAGGGACCAAUUCGUGCCGCCCAAGGAUACAGCCACCUCUCCGAGCGAUCUCCACCAACAGCUCCGGCGGCCAUGGCGAAGCGUGAUUCUAUCUCGGGCACAACCGAAUCGCAUAGACUGACGAAACCGAUCUCCAUGAACAUGUCUCCCACCUUUGCGCGACUGCCUCCACCGGGGCUGCAAGCCUCAUCCCAGGAACCCUCCAUCUCCCCGAGAAUGCAAUCAUCGACGAUUCCGACGGGUCCGCGAGCGUAUGCCGCUUCACCUCGGGGACCGAACAAAGGUAGCAAGCCGUGGACUCGCCCCAGCUCCAGCUUUGCCCCUUCCGUGUCCACUUUGCUGCCUAAAAGGGAAGCUGAUGAGUACGAUAACUCUCUUCCAGUGGAUGACAAGGCCCGCCAAAAUGGCCGACCAAACUCACCGACCCGCGCAGACGGCCAGGGCACUCACAAUAUGGCCACUGAUCACGCCGAAAAGCCCACUCCUCCGAGUUCGCCUUCCAUGAAGCUUCCGAUUCGCACCAGUCCGGCACCGGUCCCUACUGUGGAUACAAAAAGGAGUGUAGAAUCCGAACAGGGUGAUAAAGAUGACUCUGCUUUGAUUCCCGGUUUUGGGCAAUCGAGCGACGAAGAGGAAGAAGAAAAUGUGGUGUUCAACCAAGAAUAUCUCGAAGAGCGGAAGCAGAUUUUCGAAAGAGACAUGCAGCUCCUUCGAGCAGAGAUUCCACCUCCCCCUUUGGAAGAUCCUACCAUUGUCUCUCUGUUGAUGCGAAUUCAGUUACUUGGCAUGCUCGCCCAUGAAGAGGCACAGCAACCCCCGGAUCUUCUUCCGCUUCCAUCAGUUGAGAAGGAAGAGGUUUCCAAUGCUUCAGGCAAUGAGCGUGUGGUCGCUUUCGACCCGUACCUCAAGCCGGAGCAGCCCGAGCCCCAUCUGGAGCCUGUUGUUUCACCCGUUGAGUCACAUCCUGAAAUCACCAUUGAUAGUCUUCCUUUCCUGAACUCUGGUCCUCCCACGCCUUUAUCCGACUUGGAAGUAUGUCAAGAAAAUGUAUCCAUUCAGGAGCACCUCAAAAAUACCUUCUGCAGCGAACUUUCCAAGAAGAAAAAGGCGAUUGCAAAGAAGAACGCCGCGCUCCGGGAUGAAUACAUGUCAUAUUACAAACCCUGGAGGUUGACGGUUUGGGAAUUAGAUCGUUCCAAGGACAAGAAGCCUAUGACUCCGGGCCCUGCAUCGCCACCUGCACCUCCUGCCCCUGUAUCCCCGGCACCGAUCCCAGAAGGACGCGAGGGACGGCGAUACAAGGGUAACAGCGAGCUCGAUUUUCUCAACGCGUUGAGAGCCUCUGAGAUUUCUGCACAGGAGGAGCUGGAACGUCGCAGAACCAAAAUGGCGACUGCUAGGCCCGACUUGAGCCGCGAGGCAAUUAUUCCAGACAUGUUAGAGCGUGAGGAGGAGGUUGCUCGUAUCUACAAGGAUGUCAACAACAUUGUCGAAGCCCGCCAUGCCUUGGAUGUCUUUGGUUUCGUCCCGCCGCGAAAUGAUUUCACGAAAGAAGAGCAUGAGAUCUUCACUAAUGCCUUCAUGGCGUACCCUAAGAAAUGGGGUAAGAUUGCAGAGUCUUUGCCUGGUCGGACUUUCCAGCAGUGCAUCAUCCACUAUUAUCUCACCAAGGAAGAGAUCAAGUACAAGGCGAAGCUCAACAAGCGGUGGAGCCGCCGGGGAAGGGGAAAACAAAAGUCAAGCCGUCCCAAAUCCAAUGCGCUUAUCGCCGAUUUGGGUGUGGUCAAGCCAGACUUUGAUGGCGAGGAGGAGCCUGCUCCUGUGACCGAUACCGGCCGUCCACGACGCGCAGCAGCGCCUACCUUCGGUGAUUCCAACGAACCCGAAGGUGCAGCCACCGGACGCCGAAGCCAAAUGGGUAAAGAUGGCGAACUCAUUGAGAAACCUGCGUCCAGGCGCGGUGGUCGAACGGCGGGGACUCGAGGCCAACGCCGUGGGAGGACUACUCAGCCAGAGCAGAAAUCCCAGGGACCAACACCACAAAGCAACACCCCCAUUAUUGUCAUGCCACAGGUGGAAAUAGGUGCGGAUGGGCUGGUAGAGAGUAUUAUGCCUCAGGAUCGAGAGCUCGUCGACAAGGAGCUUCACCCACAAACGCCGCGUUCCAGGACAGCGCGUGGGAGAGCCAAGGAGGGCAUGUAUGUCUUUGAAUCGACCGAGGCGGAAACUACCAUGCCAGGCAAACAGAUGGAGACUGGAUACGGGUCUUUACAACCGACAAGCUACUGGUCUGUACCGGAGCAACGCGAUUUCCCCCGGUUGCUCGCACACUUUGGACGUGACUUCGAGGGUAUUUCGAACUUCAUGAAAACCAAGACAACGGUCAUGGUAGGUUUAUCCUAUCUCACUCGUUCUGCAGUCUUUCCCAUGCUAACCCGUUCAAUACAGGUAAAAAACUACUACCAGCGACGGCUCGAUUCGGGGCAGAAAGAUUUCGAAGACACACUUUUGAUCGCAGAGGAAAAGAAAGCCCGCGGCGAGCCAACUGGUCCUUUACCAGUCCCCAGCGUUGCACCCAAACGCCGGUAUGAGGCCACACCGUCAGCCAUUAUUCCUCGUCCUCUUGCUCCCCAUGGCGAGUUGAUGACCGAGGUUGAUGAGGCAAGGUUCCCCUCCAAGGGCAAGCCCCUCGCCAUGUCACCUCAGCCCAUGCCUCUUCAUGGGCGACCAAUGUCCGAGAAUGAGCGGAGUUCCAACCGCUACCCGGCGCUUGCACAAGCAUCCAAUGUGGGUUCAGUGCCGACUGUGGCCUCUACUCUCGGCGAGGAUGCGUCUCGCGCGAUGCGCACCCAGGCAGGGGCAGCCCAUCGGAUACAGGGACCGCGUCUAGGGUACUUCACUGAUGACCGACGCGAUUCAAUGAUGGCGCAUCCGAACCCUCGAGCUCAAGAAAUGCAAAUUUCGUCACGGCACAACCCUGGAGCGUCUAUGCCUCCAGACUUGGCCCGCAUGGAUCCUCUAUCCACCCAGGCCUACAUGUCUACCCAACCCCCGCCAUCCUUUCUUCCUCCGUCGCAUUCACGUCACCCGAGUCUUACUCAAGCCCCCGGAUCACCGACACAACUCCCACGGCCCGAGCUCGAUAUCUCUUCUGUGCACCGUGACCCCUUCGCUCAGAGACAAUACUAUCCACUGCCCGGUCAGUCAGUUGGUCUUGCUCAAUCACCACGACCGGUUUUGUCCCCCGUCAAGGAUGCUCCUCGAACGAGUGCCACUCCGGUUCCCGAGCCAACCUCUCGCCAAGUUCCCGCGAAGCGCUCCAAUAUCAUGAGCAUACUCAACGACGAACCGGAGGAUCCGCAGCCACGGAAGCGGUUUGCUAGUGAACAGGCGACUCCUAUCCCUGUCUCUGGCUCCUCUGCAUCGAGAUCCGCCUACCAACCUGCUGGGCCUGCUCGCCCCGACGAGACGCUUAUUGCAGGUACUGGGCCAAAGUCAUCUAGCUACUCUCAACAAAGCCAAUAUCCGACACCUUCACGUGGUUAUACGGAAUAUUCGAGCUAUGGACUUCCUCCAGGCGGUUCAGGGACAUCGGCGAACAAUGACUGGAUGGCACGUUUUGACCCUCGGGCACAGCAAGCUGGCCCGCCGCCACAAUCACAGCCACCGCAGUCAAGUGGCCGUGCAUUGACUCAAAGCUCCUUCUCGCCCUACGCUUCUGCUCCGCCGCAGCCGUCAGCUUCCUUGAGCAACCUCUCCGCCCCCUCUCCCGCCGCAACGCCGCCACCGGCGUCCCAACGUUCCUCUUAUCCUAAUGUCUUCUCGCAGCCGGCCCCUACAGCCUCUGGGUCUCGUGAUAUGCCCUCUCAGCCGUCAGUGUAUCGCCCCGGCUCUCCCCCACCGCGGCCCAGCAGUGUUGCUUUUGGCUCCCGACAGGAACAAACAACGCCUGUUCAGUCUUCGGCCAGCCUGUUUGGCCUCCCAUCCCGCCAGCCCGGCUCGCAGUCCUCGUACGCUUCUGCUGCACCACCCACUCCCGCUUCGGCACAGGCGCAUAACCAAAGUUACCAGCAGCAUGUGCAAACCUUGGUCAGCGGAUCACAUCAGUCGCAUCGCUCAACACCCGCCGGCCUAGCUGGCGGGCCUUCCCAGUAUGGACAUAGCACUCCCCCUCCUCAGGCGCAGGGUGGUCGAUCAAUGCCAUCUCUGGCAAGUCUCGAUCGCUCGUACACUCCACCAGCAGGCAUGCUUCCGCCUGGCAGCAGCAUGGGCUACGCCCCGCCCCCAUUGUCGACAUCAGGCCCGAUUCCGCCCCCUCAACGGCCAUCAGGACCAGGCUCGCGGGGCGAGCCUGCCUCCACGCCGACGCACCAUCGUGUCUACAGCCAAGGAUCGGCACAAGGUGGACUGCCGGGACCGUUGCAUCCAUCAUCGCAACAGCCUCGUUAA